Molecule: messenger RNA, 600 nt
Organism: Symbiodinium pilosum
Lineage: Eukaryota; Dinophyceae; Suessiales; Symbiodiniaceae
Source: the annotation of a GenBank genome assembly
AUGGCUGAUGAGUUGGGAGAUGCCGCCCGAUCCGGGAAUGUCCAGAAGGUCAAAGUUCAGAAUGCCUGCGUCGGGGCCGCGCUUGCAAAGGAGGCUGAGUGCGUGGCAGCAUUCCUCGAAGCUGGCGCUCCGCUAACUUGCUCGGAUAAAGAGGGGCGCCGGCUCCUCCCUGCCUGCUGCCGAAGCAACUUGGCAGAGUCCAUUGCACUGCUGGUCUCCUUGCGUGCAGACGUGUCCAAGCCUGAUGGGGAUGGAUCGCUACCAAUGUCCCUGGCGAUCCAGAACAAAUCAAUGAGCUGCGUGAAGGAGCUUCUACGUGGGGGCGCUCAGCCACCCGCCAACGCAGACAUGCCGGGCUUGGCCAAUCUCAUGCUUGAGGUGCAAUUCGAGCAGUGCGAGCAGGAGAUUCGGCCACUGGCAAACGAACAGGUAGACCCAGCGCAGCUCAUUGAAGCUGAGCGGGUCGUCCUUGAGGGCAUGGAGGACCACAAGCGAUUGAUCAAGCGUCACGAGGACACGCGGGCUGCAAAGAGCCUCGCCGAGCUCGAGAGGCAGAUUGCAGAGGCUCAGGCGAAGCUGGAUGCUACCAAGCUAUCCUCU